Molecule: messenger RNA, 939 nt
Organism: Budorcas taxicolor (takin)
Lineage: Eukaryota; Metazoa; Chordata; Mammalia; Artiodactyla; Bovidae
Gene: FOXI2
Product: forkhead box I2
Exons: 2
Coding region: 1-939 (312 amino acids)
Biological process (GO): anatomical structure morphogenesis; regulation of transcription by RNA polymerase II; cell differentiation
Molecular function (GO): DNA-binding transcription factor activity, RNA polymerase II-specific; RNA polymerase II cis-regulatory region sequence-specific DNA binding
Source: RefSeq, a predicted model, not a curated record
AUGGCCGAGUACGGCGACGCCUCGGGGCCCUCUGCGGCCCCGCACGGCCAGGCCCGGGCGGCCGCGCGCCCCUCCGGCUACGCGCGCGGAGAUCUGGGCGCAGUGGGCGCCGGCCAGCGCCUGUGGCUGAACGCGCCCGCUCUCAGCUCCGCGUCUUAUGCGCCGGGCCCAGUGCCCGCGGCCCCCUACGGGGCCCCCGGCCCGCUCCUCGCGGCCCCCAGCGCCCUGGCAGGCGCCGACCUGGCGUGGCUGAGCCUGCCCGGCCAGCAGGAGCUGCUGAGGCUGGUGCGGCCGCCCUACUCGUACUCGGCGCUCAUCGCCAUGGCCAUCCAGAGCGCGCCGCGGCGCAAGCUGACGCUCAGCCAGAUCUACCAGUACGUGGCCGGCAACUUCCCCUUCUACAAGCGCAGCAAGGCGGGCUGGCAGAACUCCAUCCGCCACAACCUGUCCCUCAACGACUGCUUCAAGAAGGUGCCCCGCGACGAGGACGACCCAGGUAAAGGCAAUUACUGGACCCUGGAUCCAAACUGCGAGAAGAUGUUUGACAACGGGAACUUCCGAAGGAAAAGGAAGCGGAGGGGGGAGGCGAGCGCAGUCUCACCCUCGGGUCCCCGGAGCCAGGCCGGAGCCAGGGCGCCCGAUCUGGAGCCCCUGGGCGCCGCCUCCGCGGACCUGCGGGCCUCGGCGUCCCCGCCCGCGCCCGAAGCCGCGACCUGCUUCUCCAGUUUGGCCUCGGCCGUGGGCGCCCUGGCUGGUGGCUUCAACCCCUUUGCCGGGGGCCUGGCGGGAGACUUUUCCUUCGGGAGACCCACUACGAUCGCCACUCACAGCCCCCAGGUCCCCCGCCCCGCGCCCGGCUUCGCCGCUGGCCAGCAGAUGGCGGCCACCGGCUUCCACGUCGGUCACUUCGUCUACACCCGGGAAGGGACCGAAGUUUGA